Molecule: messenger RNA, 4721 nt
Organism: Sinocyclocheilus rhinocerous
Lineage: Eukaryota; Metazoa; Chordata; Actinopteri; Cypriniformes; Cyprinidae
Product: protein phosphatase 1 regulatory subunit 37-like
Exons: 11
Coding region: 915-3776 (953 amino acids)
Molecular function (GO): protein binding
Source: RefSeq, a predicted model, not a curated record
ACAGACACACACACACACACGGUCGGUCCGGGCCGGACCGGAGCUACACCGGGGACAAUAUUUUCUCUUUUUCCUGCUGUCUGUGCGUUUUGGCGAUCUGUUUAACAUCGUUCACACGAGGCGCCCGGAAUUGAGUGUCUACACGGAGCAAACGAGGCCGUUUGUGGCGGUUUUUGUGGAUGAGAGCGUGACGCCUGUUUUUAUUUGUGUUCACUGCGACACGGAAAGUGACAGAGCAGGAUUCCUCGUCUUGACAGCUUAAAACACGACUGGAGCCUUAAACAUGCUGUUGCACUUUACUUCAUUGGCUUAAAGAGUCAGUUUUAGUACUUUAGCCGUCUUGCUGUAGGAGAGCAGGCCGGUGGAGAAAGCCUAAUCAUCAUCAUAAUCUUCAUCAUCCCACGCCUGGUGUUUAUAGUCUAAUGUUUCAGAUUCAAAUACAUCUGUCGGUGCUUAACUUAUUCUUGAACACGAUGAGAGGAAAGUAACAGUAUUAAGGGUGUACGUUAAGAAGUUAGGAACACACUGUUGUCAACAUGAUGUGAGAUAAUCUCUUUUAAUGUGGAUACAACUGAUACAGAUUGACUUUGAAAGAUGUUGUAGGUGUUAGGAACACAGGAUUGCUAAAGAAAAUACUUAAGACAUAGGCUAGAGUUAAAUGCCUUAUGCAGUCCUUUAAGUCAAUACUACAGCGGUCGUAUGAAUGAAUUGAGGUGCAUAAAUAAGGUAAGGGCCACCAUUUAAAGCUAUGAUGUGAACUUUUAGUAUGCGAUGCACUUAUUAAGGAGAUAUUGAACUGUUUCUCCCUGGGUUUGCGAGGAUUGAACUGCAUUGUAGGUGAUUGAGGGAACUUCUGUUGGAUUUUAGUGUGUGACAGGCAGUGGCGUGUGCUCCAGCUCCCUGGAAAUGAGAAGAUGAAUUGCGAGGAACAAGCUGUAGAUUUGUGCAAUGCUAUAGAUUUGUGCAAUGUGUCUGACAACACUAUAUCACACACCUCGGACGAGAUCCUUCCCCGUGACGACCUCCUGCCGACGGAUGGAGAUCUGGGGGAACGGGACACUGCUGUCCUGACCAGGUUAAAAGACGUCCAUUCGAAGGACGAUGGUUCCUCUGAGCUCAAAGCACCGCAUAGUAAAAACAACGGCUCCAUUGCUGUGUCAGCUGACCCUGUUAAUGGUUCUGCAGGCGAUCUGCAACAGAACAUAAGCAAGUUUGAGGAACCACCAGUGAGCAAGUGCUCUGUUGGAGAUGGGGGUGAUGAUGAUGGUGAGAUGGAUAUCGGUGUGGAUUUAAGUCUGGAUGAAAAUGGCGUUUUGGAAUUCGAGCCAACGGCCCAGACUCAAAGUGAGGAAAGUGCCUCCAGUUGUGAGAACUCGCUAACAUCAGAAACUGUCAUAGAACUGCAUUCACAGCAACCUCCGGAAGAACGUAGUGAGGAUGUGCCCUCAGAAACCACGUCAGCGGCUACAACACCAGGCAAUGGAGCUGGGAGUAAGCACGGGGCCAAAAGGGUGACCUUUCCGUCGGACGAAGACAUCGUCUCGGGUGCGGUUGAGCCGAAGGACCCUUGGAGACACGCCCAGAAUGUGACGGUGGAGGAGAUUCUGAAUGCCUACAGACAGGCAUGCCAGAAGCUCAACUGCAAACCAAUCCCUAAAGUGUUCAAACAGAUACAGGACUUAAAAGACCUGACACAGCGAAACGAGUGCCUAGAACUUAAAGGAGAGAAGCUGGAUUAUAAAUCAUGUGAAUCUCUGGAGGAGAUCUUUAAGAGGGUGCAGUUUAAAGUGCUGGAUCUGGAACAGACAAACUUAGACGAGGAUGUGACCACAGCACUGAAGAUGAACAUGAACCUCAGAGAGCUGUAUCUGGCUGAAAACAAGCUGAACGGUCUGCAGGACUCGGCUCAGCUGGGGAAUCUGCUGAAGUUCAACUACAACAUCCAGAUUCUGGACCUGAGAAACAAUCACAUACUGGACUCAGGGUUGGCGUAUGUAUGUGAGGGUCUGAAGGAGCAGAGGAAGGGUUUGGUCACUCUGGUGCUUUGGAACAACCAGCUCACACACAAUGGCAUGGGAUACCUGGCCGCCGCUUUGCCUUUCACUCAAAGUUUGGAAACACUGAACCUUGGUCAUAACGCAGUGGGGAACGAAGGAGUGCACAAACUAAAAGACGGACUCAUAGCAAACCGGUCCAUCCUCAGGCUGGGUCUGGCCUCCACCAAACUCUCCUGUGAAGGAGCGGUGGCUAUCGCAGAAUUCAUCGCUGAGAGUCCGAGGAUCCUCCGGCUGGACAUGCGGGAGAAUGAAAUUAAAACCGGAGGCCUCAUGGCUCUCACGCUCGCCUUUAAAGUCAACUCAUCGCUGCUCCGACUCGACCUGGACCGAGAGCCCAAGAAAGAGACGGUGAAGAGUUUCAUCGAGACACAGCGCGCCCUGCUGGCAGACAUUCAGAACGGCUGCAAGAGGAACUUCAUCCUGGCCAAAGAGAAGGAGGAGACGGAGCAAAAGAUGAGGCAGUCUGUUUCAAUGGCCGAAAUCGCCACUGAGGACCAAACUCAGGAGGAUGAAGAUGCAUCUGCUGAGAAAAUCGAGGAAGAAAACACCGCAGGUCAGGGAGACGCAACCAACGAGGGAAGUGCAUCUGACAGCCAAGAGGUCAUCGAUCAAAAACCGACACUACAAGACGACUCGGACUCUGACACCGAGGAUGAGGACGCAGCCGAGGAGCCAAAAGCUUCUGCAAACACCACACAUCCCAUACCGAUUCCUGCAAUAAGCGCCUGUAAGGCCGUGGCCUCGACGCCUCCUCUACCAGAAUCCCCAGCGGGAAUAACGGUGACCGAAGCCAGCGCUGUCCCCGGAGCCCCAGCAUCUCCUAGCCGCUGCUUUUCGGUGUCUAGUCCCGGCAGAGGACACAAAAUCUUUAUGGUAACCCGCGUGGAAAGCCCUCCGGAGCAGCAACAGAUGACUGCAUUCAGCGAGAGGGCGGCAGAGAGCCAAACAUCCACACAAACUAAUAUAAAAGCACCUUUAGAUGCACCAUUGAACCAAACAGCAUCUGAGCUCAGCACGUUAACAUCACGUGCAGAAACAACACCAGCACCUGUUCAACCGCUCAACGCGUCUUCACUUGCGGAUAAGCAGGAGAAUGUGAAGGAGUCUCAAGCUUCACCGUCAGAAAUCGCACAGGAACCUGCCACGCCAUCUGAAAGCCAGAAGGACGCCGUCCUUGCCGAUCAGACUCACUUAGAGCAGCAGUUGAUUGUAAAUACAAGCAUAGAAACAUCGCAAAAUGUAAGAGAGAAGGGCCAGACGUUCUGUUCUCACACGGAGCAGAAACAGGAAUCGAGUCCCACCCAAACAGAGCCAUCAGUUUCAGGACAAUCCCGAGAUGAGACGCUAUGUCCAGAACAACUGCGGGAAGUUCAGCCAGGUGCUAACGGAGAAAAACAAGUGCAGUCUAGUGAGCAGCAGCAGGCCUCUCAGCUGCAGGAGGUCACGAGAGGUCACGAACCCCUAGAUGAGGAAGACUGCAGUGCUCCUGACCAGAUCUCCACAGAAGAAGCUGAAGGUCAUCCGGCUGUGAGUACGGCAGCAGCGCUGCCCAACGGGCUGAAGCCAGAGUUUGCCUUUCACCUGCUUGAACCCGAGGGACCCAAACCAGCCAGCUGCAUUAUGGAGCAUGUGAGCGUGACAGCAGAGCUGAGCUGUGGGCAGGAUUUAGAGGAGCUUCUCCUUGAUGCCAGUCUGGACACCAGCAGAGAUGCACCGUAAAUGCUGUAACCAAGGAUCCACACAUGCAGAGAGAAUCAGAAGGGCCGGUUUGUUCUCGCCACAUGGCAUUCGCUCAUAUUCCUCGGGUCUCUUUCAGUCUUUUUCAUGUCUUUUCCACUAAUUUUCCAAUCGUUGCAUCAGAACACAGAGGACUCACCUUCCCUCCAGUGUCCAACUUUGAUUGAAAUUAGGAAAAUCUCUUCUGCGAUUCAAACAUUUGCCGUAAAGUUGUAUGUUCGUACAGUUACCAAAGACGCACAUGCAGAGAAACACACACACACUCGCUAACCGGCGACCUUCUUCUGUUCCUCCCCGUUACGCUGUCGACUGUGGCGCCUCACCGCAGCGCUGCUCUCCGCCGCCCCCUGGUGGACUGGAGGUUGUAAUGCAGUACAGAGACUGACCGGCUGCAACAUGCGAAGACAUUUCAUUGGUUUUGGCUUUCCGAUAUGGUCAAGUGGGCAGACGUUGUUUCGUGAGAGCGUCGUUGCGAGUCUCUGUGUGUGUUUGUUGUUAUUAGUGUCUCGUUAACACAAAAAAAGACUUGAGAUCUGCUUUCCGUUGGAAUCGGUCAAAACACUCACUUCUGAUCUCAGAUCUCACCAGGUUCCCUUCAUCAACCAGCACUUCUGAAACCUGCGUGAAUGUGUGGAACAAUUUAUCUGAGUCAUCUGAGUGAUUCGGACAUCUUCGUCCUCGGCAAACGAACGAGUUGUACAGUUUUCACUCUCUCUUACAGUCUCAAACACUCAUUCUGUCUUCCAUUGGUAAAACCCUGUGUGUCACCGUACGUACCCAUCCGAAGACAGGACAAGACACGUUUGCCUUUAAACCUUUUUUCAGCUCUUUAUUCCGGCUGCUUGGCUGAAUCAGUUUGUAUUUAUUUUAAACAACCCGAGUCUGUUGUGUGAUUCCUUUUUUUUUUUUUUUUUUUUCCUCUUAAUG